This is a messenger RNA of Panicum hallii, 1215 nucleotides long. Its product is annotated as putative rRNA methylase YtqB. The coding region runs from base 128 to 922 and encodes 264 amino acids. Lineage: Eukaryota; Viridiplantae; Streptophyta; Magnoliopsida; Poales; Poaceae. The transcript is spliced from 6 exons. The record is from RefSeq and is a predicted model, not a curated record.
UGAAAAUCUGGCCCGUUAAUUCCUGAUCCAGCGAACGUUAUCUCACUAGCUGCUGCAGCCAUUCCCCAUCGCGUAGCUCGUCUCCAAUCCGCCCAGUAACUCGCAGCCUCCGCCGCUGCCAGCAACGAUGCCGCCGCCGCCGCACCCUCACCUCCUCCUCGUCCGCUCCCAAAACCUAACUCCUCUCCUCCGGCGAAGCCCCAGCCGCGACACGGCCCUUCGCCGGCCCAGGCGGUUCCUCUCCGCGCGCGCCUCCGGAGCACAGCUCGCCGCUGCGGGCGUCGCAACGGCGCAACAACCUGAACUUGGGGUGGAGGAUGCGGUGGUGGGCUUUCUCACCGGCAGGAGGAAGGCCACCGAGGUAGCCCACGCGGUGUGGAGAAGUAUUGCUCGGAAAGGGGAUACGGUGGUUGAUGCCACAUGCGGGAAUGGCAACGACACACUUGCUUUGCUUAAGAUGGUGGCUGAUCAAAAAGGUCAAGGAUGUGUGUAUGGGAUGGAUAUUCAAGAUUCCGCGAUAGAGAGCACUUCCUCUUUUCUGAAAAUGGCCGUGGAUGAUGACCAUCAGGGGGAACUAGUUAAGCUAUUUCCAAUAUGUCAUAGUAGAAUGGAGGAAAUUGUUCCCAAAGAUGCUCCUGUCAGGCUUGUAGCUUUCAACUUGGGCUACCUUCCAGGAGGAGAUAAAACACUAAUCACAGUACCUAGGACAACCGAGCUAGCAUUGCAGGCUGCCAGCAGAAUUCUUAGUUCUGGGGGACUCAUAAGUGUUCUUGUCUACAUUGGGCAUCCAGGUGGAAGGGAUGAACUCAAUGUUGUUGAAUCAUUUGCAUCAAGCCUUCCAAUUGAUUCCUGGGUGAGCUGCAAACUUCAAAUGGUCAAUCGGCCAAUUGCUCCAGUGCUCAUUCUUCUGAACAAGAAAUGAUCAGUCUUGGUAGAGGCGUAGAGUGACACAAUGUUAGCUCUUAGGCAAUGUGAGUGACUAGUGACCAUGCUUGCCAAUGGAGCUCAGUACCACUGUAAUAUGGAUUCAACUUUCACCUUGGCAUUGGCUGCACUUCGGCUGAGUAUGCUACAUGGGGCACAAUAUUACGGCCAACUGCUUGGCAUUUGUACAAGCUUUGAGGGCAACUGUGGUGUACUCUGCAUAUUUUAAUACCCCUCUUGAUUUGUAUUGUACUUUUUCAUGGCUUGUAGAAUUCUCCACUUUUGGUUCUU